Molecule: messenger RNA, 975 nt
Organism: Echinococcus granulosus
Lineage: Eukaryota; Metazoa; Platyhelminthes; Cestoda; Cyclophyllidea; Taeniidae
Exons: 9
Coding region: 1-975 (324 amino acids)
Source: RefSeq, a predicted model, not a curated record
AUGUUUGGACAACCUGUAGAGAUUGAACAACCCACCUGGUUAAAUAAGCGCUUAACCAGAAAGAUUUCAAAAACUUUUUGUGAACAUCUACUAUAUAUCUUCGCAGCUAUAAAAUGUGCAUUGACAACAACAUUCGACACCUUGAAUGACAUUGACGUAUUAUGCUUAUCUAUGUACAUACUAGUAACGAAGCCCACCACUCCGUUACUUUGGGUGAUGACCGAACUGCCACUUUGGUCUCCUUCAAGUAGAAUGGAAGGUCUUGUCCAAAUUGAAGAACAUCGUCCAACUCAUCUUGUUAGUGGAAUACCACCGUUGACGAUUCGGUUGACUUGGGUGGCUGAAGGGAGACGCAAAUCAGAUGCCAGAAUUAUAAAAAUGUCUUUUUAUUUACUUCCUGUUGAUCAAUUACCGAUCCUCAAUCACCUCUACAAUAAUAAUGAAGUAGAUAAUGAGAAUGUCACUACCUCUGAGGAUGUGAAAAAAAAAAUUGAUUAUGAAGUUAAAACAUUUUAUAUGGAAAAGAAGAAUCUGAAGGGUAGUUUUGGAUACUCUUUCGUGGGUCUCAUAUGGAGUACUUAUUUAAUGAGAGUGAAUUUGGAAUUAAGUAGUACUUUUGACAGGAGAGCAGAAAAGCAGAAGAGAAUCAUUAAGCAAUACUAUCUCCAUUCCAUCUAUGUAUGCGUAGUGAUCACAAAAUAUUAUCUUUUUGCAAUUUACAAGUAUCUUAUCGUUUUAAGUAAAUUGGUCUGGGUAAAAGAUAAAUUACAAAAUGGUGUAGGUCAACAACACCUAAAUUAUCCAAACCUACAAUGUACAAACAGUAAACUUUCCUCAUCACGAUUCAACAACCAAUGGAAACUGGUAAAAUUGUGCAUAUGUUUGACAUUUAAAAGGACAAUAGAAUUCGAAGUAUCUCAUAACGGCAAUCCAUGUCAACCUGCCUGUUUAUCUCUCAAGCCAAACUGUCAGUAA